UGGAAAGUGUCUCAAAGGGAUUUACUGGACUUUUCUGAGCUCUAAACAUUUUUUUUUAUGCAGAAAACACUUCCUGUGUUUUUUUCCAUUGCGUGUUCCUCAGCGCGGCGGUUCAGAUGUUGGGGAGGUUCUGAUGAAGUGUGGGUUUGUUGAGUGGUGUGGGGUUUAGACGCAGUGUUAGUAUGAGUGUGGAGAUUCCUGCUGGUUUGACAGAUCUGCUGAAGGGCUACACGGUGGAGGUUCUGAAGCAGCGACCUUCUGACCUUCUGGACUUUGCAGUGCAGUAUUUUACCCGCCUGAAGGAGCAGAGGAGCGCUGACGAGCUGAGCCGUCGCAAUGCUGAACUCGGCUGCAGGAACACUAUCAGAUCUCCAGUGCAGAGAGGAGUGGCGUUUGAUAAAGACACAACACCUACUGAGUCCAGUGAGGAAGACGAGGAGGAAGAGAAAGAAGAGGAAGAUGAGGAGGAGAAAGAGGAAGAUGAUGAUUUUCCUGAUGAUUUCACGUUUAAACCACCACCUCCCACCAAAUCCAAUCGGAGAGUAUCAGUUUGUGCAGAGGCGUAUAAUCCAGAUGAUGAUGACGAUGAUGACUCUGAACCGAAGGUUAUCCACCCUAAAACUGACCAGCAGCGCUCCCGACUGCAGGAGGCCUGCAAAGAUAUACUACUGUUCAAAACUCUGGAAAAGGAUCAGUUCUCAGAGGUUUUAGACGCCAUGUUUGAGGUACUCGUGAAGCCACAAGAGCACAUAAUAGACCAGGGAGAUGAUGGAGAUAAUUUCUAUGUGAUUGAGAGGGGAGUGUAUGAUAUUGUGGUGGGGAAGGAUGGAGUGAGCCGCUGUGUGGGGAAAUAUGAUAAUAAGGGCAGUUUUGGGGAAUUAGCGCUGAUGUACAACACUCCUCGAGCGGCCACCAUCAUCGCCACCCAGUCAGGAGCGCUGUGGGCCCUGGACAGAGCGACGUUUCACAGACUUAUAGUGAGAAAUAAUGCGAAGAAGAGGAGAAUGUACGAGGCCUUUAUUGAGUGUGUUCCCCUGCUGAAAUCAUUGGAGUUGUCUGAGAGGAUGAAGAUUGUUGAUGUUUUAGGAGCGAAAUCCUUCAAAAAUGGAGAACUGAUCAUCAAACAGGGCGACGCUGCAGACUGUUUCUACAUAGUUGAGUCUGGAGUCGUGAAGAUUCUCAUCAAAACCAAAACUAAAGCUGGUCAGAGGGAUAAUGCGGAGGUGGAAGUCGCCCGCUGCAGCAGGGGGCAGUAUUUUGGAGAGCUGGCGCUGGUUACUAAUAAACCAAGAGCUGCAUCCGUCUACGCUGUGGGAGAAACCAAGUGUCUAGUGAUUGAUGUUCAGGCGUUCGAGCGCUUGCUGGGCCCCUGUAAAGAGAUCAUGAAGAGAAACAUCGCUUCAUACAAGGAGCAGCUGGUGGCGCUGUUCGGAUCCUGUGAUGAUCUGAAACACUGAGGAACCCUGAGGGCAGUUUUAUAAACCAGGAGUUACAGUUAGCUGAAUAAACCUAAAACCCAAAGUGCUCUCUAUAAACCCCUCCUUAGGUGUUCUGUUGGCAGUGUUUCUAGAUUCGACCAAACUUGGCAGACGUUCCACUGGAAAUAUUCACAAAUAAUUCAAAAAAUUAAGUAAAUUAAAACAAUAAAACAUUCUACCUGUUUUACAUGAGUUUAUACCUUUUUGAACUUUUUGAUUAAGUUUUGGAACUUGUUUGAUUAGACUAGAACUGAAUUCACAGGAGUUUGUGUUAAAUUUUCUGUUUUAAGGAUUUGUGUAUUUUUUUAGAUGACAUCUUCUGUCCAAGUAGGUAAUUUUCCUUUGGCGUAACCCGUGUAAACCAUCCCUGUUCUUCCAUCAAAAACACAAAAGUAUUACUGUUGAUGUUUUUGUUUGAUUAAAGACAUUUAUUUCACACAAAAUGAUUUUCUCAUGGAGGAUCAAUAAACACAAACAAUGAAAUGAGA
Astyanax mexicanus (Mexican tetra) is the source of this 1966-nucleotide messenger RNA. It is a transcript of the gene prkar2ab, whose product is annotated as protein kinase, cAMP-dependent, regulatory, type II, alpha, B. Lineage: Eukaryota; Metazoa; Chordata; Actinopteri; Characiformes; Acestrorhamphidae. Gene Ontology annotation, cellular component: cAMP-dependent protein kinase complex. The record is from RefSeq and is a predicted model, not a curated record. The coding region runs from base 183 to 1457 and encodes 424 amino acids. Gene Ontology annotation, biological process: regulation of protein phosphorylation. The transcript is spliced from 11 exons. Gene Ontology annotation, molecular function: cAMP-dependent protein kinase regulator activity.